Kickxella alabastrina is the source of this 243-nucleotide messenger RNA. Its product is annotated as Tim10/DDP family zinc finger protein. NCBI's taxonomy places the organism in Eukaryota, Fungi, Kickxellomycota, Kickxellomycetes, Kickxellales, Kickxellaceae. The transcript has a single exon. The record is from RefSeq and is a predicted model, not a curated record. Bases 1 to 243 code for a protein of 80 amino acids.
AUGUCCAACGGUUACGACGAAGCGACCCAGCGCGAAAUGCAGGCUUUCGUGGACCAAGAAUCAGCCAAAGCUCAAAUGCAGAGCACAAUCCAUGAGUUCACAAACCGUUGCUGGGAUACCUGCAUUACAAGCACCAAGACAAACCAGAUCGAUUCCAAGGAAUCCACCUGUCUGCAAAACUGCGUUGGAAGGUUUAUAGAUACUAGCAUGUUUAUUGUAAAGAGACUUCAACAAAACCACUAA